Molecule: messenger RNA, 1757 nt
Organism: Porites evermanni
Lineage: Eukaryota; Metazoa; Cnidaria; Anthozoa; Scleractinia; Poritidae
Source: the annotation of a GenBank genome assembly
AUGAUGUCCCUGGCACUUUUCACAAUUUGUCUUAUAUCCCAGAUGCAUGGAAGUGAGGCUGUUGGUGGGCAAUGCAAAACUUCAGAGAGAUCAGUACCCGGUAAAGCUCUCAAGGGUCACACCUUCAGAGAGUUUGCUGCGAGGGCCAUUGUUGAGUGCCAGAACACUUGCGAAAGAGACCCCAGGUGUGCGAGUUACAAUUUUUACAUUCCGGGCAAAGUGUGUGAGCUUAACAGCCAUACCAAGGAGGAGAAGCCUGAUCAUUUUGUGACGGAUGAACUGAGAUUCUACAUGAAACGUGAAGGUAUGAACUACAUAAAACUUUCUACACCAAACACACUCUCAAUUGGAUCCCUCUUUUCUCCUUAUAAGUUUGUCCAGCUGGCGGGGCUAAACUUAAGUGCAAUACCGGGCCGAGUUUUCACGAGGUUUUUGCGAGAUACGCAAUUCCAAACGAAAUCAGUUGGAUUACUCAUGAGCCGAUUUAACGUAGUAUAUCGAAAGAAAGUCGUCCUUGUAUUCUGCGGAUCGAUAGCGUACUUGAUUAAGAAAUAACUCACAUUUUCCUUAUGCUGUCUGAUUUAUAUCAUUAGAUGAAGAUGAGUGCUUGAAGACGCCACCAGUUUGUGACGUCAACGCAAACUGCAAGAACACGCUUGGCUCCUACCUUUGUUCUUGUAAAGAGGGUUUUACGGGUGACGGUAAUACCUGUCAAGGUAAAUGAUCAUAAAAACAUUGAUUGAACGAAAACGUUAGGGACAAGUAUGACCUUUUUAUUGCCAUUAUUUGAAAUGGUUUGCUGAGUCGGCGCAGGAACGCAGUGGUAUCACCUUUUUGUUCUCUGUUAUUUUAUCUUCCACAAUUGAGGCUAGUGUCAAAAGAAAUAACCAUUAACAACUGCGCUUUUCUCUGUCGCUGUCGCAGUUUCGUCGUUUGUCGCUAUUUUGUUGUCCUCUGUCGCUUUUUUAAGGCCAUUUCGCUUCAGUGUCGAAAUUAAGCCUAACAGGGCCUCAAUAAAGUGGCCAAAACAAGUGUAAUCGGAGACGCACCUAAGGGUGGGGCUGCACAAAACGCCACUGUUGUAUGGGCCUGAUUACCCUGCAAGCAGAGGCCCUUCGAUCUUCCUAGUUUUUGUAUGAGCCUAAUAACACUGCAUUGCCAGAAAAAUGCGCACGGACAAGUGGUUAAAACCUAUUUCUUGCCACUUUCAUUUAGUCUCUAGCUAGCCUAAAUUAUAUGUGUUUUCCUGGCCUAAGUAAGAGUAAGUUAGCAAUACAAGUACGAAUCUACCGCAAACCACGCUAAGCACUCAGACUGAGCUCUGUCGCGAUAAUUAAGUGUGCGUUUUCAUGGUAAGUUAAACGAUAGAACUUAAUAGAGCUUAGAGUGCGAACUUCAAAUCGAGAGUCGAACUCGAACUGGAAUGCUGCGAAAAGGAUUAGGUAACUAUUUGUGCGUUUUCAUAUUAAGGAUCUCUUCGAUAAAACUUAAAGGGAGAAAUCGAACGAAGCGGACUCAAAAGGGGGGAAACCGGCAGAUUCCUUUAUGUUCAUCCAGAGAUUAAUAAAGGAGGUAUACAGAGGAAACACAUUUCCUUUUUGGGGGUAGGUAGCGAAGGACAUAACGAACAAACCAUCAGUUUUUCCAUAAAAUGGUGUGUCUUCUUGCUUAGCCACCUUUAUUGUCGCACACAGUCAAAGAAAACUGUACUUUAUCAUCAAAAUGAUUUUCUACGAAAGAUUUUAACAGACGAUUGA